GCCACGUUUUCCACGCUGUCUGGUCUAAUCUGUUGUUACUUGGAAAGUGCAUAGCCUUGGAAAGUGCACCUGCUAUCUGAUCACCCUUUUAUAUCAUCACUGUCAUGUGUAUGUUGUAAAAGUGAUCACAUGUUAAAAGGCUCCUUUAAAUAUGCUUGGCCGUAUUAAAACAGGCCCAAGAUUUUAUAAUAAUGCUUACCACUGAACUGACUAAAAACGGUGCCUGCAACUCGCGGAUAUUGCGACACUUAGAUCAUCAGAGAAACAAAGCUAUGUAAUAAGAGGUGAUUAUGAUCUUUCUAUGGACAUAUUUCCCCUUUUAUCUUUCCAAAGGCAACAUUAGGCGGGAGCAUGCAAGUAAGUUUGAAAAUCCUGAUAAGUAUUAUGCUGUCGGCAGAAUUAACCGAUUUUCCCAUGCCGAUUCGUAGCGAACCACAAUUCAAUAUUGCAAGAAACAAAGGCUAUCCCAAGAUCAGCAUUGUGUCAACCCAGUUCUCUGAAGCACGAAUUGAGCAGGGCCAUGAAUCGGGUGAUGACGCUGCUGAAUAUCCCAGCAUUCGCAUUGCUCUGAAUGAUGAAGAAUCGGCCGAAAUAAGUCAGCCUUUGCCUUUGAACGAGUCCGUGCACGGUGUACUAGGUGAGCGGGAUGUCAAAAUGUAUGCGUCAAGGCUGCCGCCUUCGGGUGGAGGAGCUUUGAAGCUAUUUGUUCAGGCACGAGGUCGACCUGAACCAUCAGAAGCUGCGCCGCUAAUUGUCAGCGUCCGAACUCGUGAUGGAGGUUACACGUUCACCCUACCACAGCUCAACAAACGCGACACACAUCCCCAUGCGAGUCCAGAAGGCGACCACCCAGCGACAACUCAAUCGCCAAUAUCAGUGUACAGCAUGAGUGUGUCCCGUUUCAUGUGUCCCUCGGCGGGUGAGCGAGACGUCUGCUACGUGACGAUGGGAGUCGGCACCAGCGUCGGGCCUGACAUGGGUCACAUCGUCUACGACUACGACCUGCGCCUGAUGGAGCUGGAUGCAGACUUCUGGUACCUCGACACGAGCUCGUCACCGCGGGGCGUCCUAAUCACCCCCGUGAUGCCGGCGCUAUUCCAGUACCGCUGGCCGCUGGACCCUUCUGUGCAGACUGUGCGAGUAGCUGUGGCCAGUGGCGAGAGUCUCGACUGUACCGCCGACAACCGACCCUGUGUCGGAGAAGACUGUUCAGAAGAGAGCGAUGCCGACUCGUGCGCCUUCCUCGCAGUGCACAACCCCAUCUGCCCUCUGACGCUGACGCAGGCUGAUAUCCUUUCGUCGGCCUGGCACCUCUCCUUCACCAGGUGUGGUACCAUGGUGGUGCGGCGCAAGCAGUUCCCGGACGGCUUCUUCGUCUCCGUUCUGCUGAACAGCGACGAUCGGCCCUGCUGUCCCCGUGAUAGCUGCAGCAAAAAUAAAACCAUGACGCCGCGGCGCAAGGUCGUCCGCACUUCAGUCAUGAAGUACGAGGCCAACUUUCGGGCGGCCUCCGCACCGAGCGUGAUGGGUGCCUUCUUUAUUCUCAUCGGACUGUUGAGUGUCUGUCUGAGGCCCGUUCUUGCACGUGCUGCAAUAUCGAGCUCCUGGGAGCCAGUUGCAGUGGCGAAGGCAAUCUCAUCGCGCAUCCUGGGCCAACCAGACAUGGAGUCGUUUCCUCAUGGUCUCGAGCUACAUGAAAACGAAGAGUCAGACAUAGGCGUGGUGCUGGACACAAGUAAGCCUCAUCCGGGAGACUACACCCCCUAUCACAAGUCGGGGCUGAAGGCGGAGUCGGCUACUGUUGCAAGCAGCGGCAAAUCGCCGUCUGAUGCUGGUGGCAUUAGCCACAGUAAUAGCUGGCCAUCUAACGUCAAUCCCAGCGUAGUAGACCAACGGAAGACAGAGGUCAGUAAUGCUAGUGGCAAAGGUACAUCUUACAAAGGCAACAGUGCUCUAAGUCCCAUUGCCAGCCUGCAGGAGCAGCCAGAUGCAGGAGCUGCCGGUCCCAUGGGCAGUCUGAAAUCAGAAAUAGACUCUCCACAGCACAUUAACAGGACAUGGAGCCCACUCGCAAGUGACGAUGCGCAUGCUACAGUGCAGGUCAAGAGAUACAAAGCACCCAUCGCGGCUGAAACGGUGAGGUAUGGGGAUCGUCGGGCGACGGAGCCCACAUACGUACACUUUAGUGGAACCUCGGAUCCGGAGAAGGGCACCAGCACCCGCCGCACCACGGGAAACUCGCUGCAGGUCCCCGGGCGUGAGACGGCUCCGGAGACCACGGCACGAGUCCCGAAUACAGUCGUUCUGAACCCCGUGAGUCUGCAGCUGACAUGUGCGCUCCUGAUCGCCGCGUUCGGGAUUAGCAACGUGGCCAUCGACGUAGCCGCCGAGCGGCGCACCGGCAACUUCGACCGCUGCUACCGCAACGACCUGUGCUGCCACAACGGCCAGGUGAUGCCCGACCUCAACCACCUGCUCUCGAACGUGCCGUACAUCGGUGCUGGCAUCGGCUUCCUGCUGGCCGUGUACGCCCAGUGGCACGUUUACGAGAUAGCUGGCGACCACGGCCGUGGCGUGCCGCGUGGAGUGCCGCACGACUUCAACAUGUUCACGACGAUCGGCGCCGCGCUGGCCAUCGAGGGCGUCACUAGCGGCCUGUACCACGUCUGUCCCAACAACCGCAACUCGCACAUCGACUUCUUCUUCAUCUACUACCUGUGCGCGGCGAUGGGCGCCAAGCUGUUUCAGACGCGUCGCGGAGUGACGACGCGCUUCCACUACACGCCGGCACUGCUGGUGGCCACCAUCACGCUGCUCGGCUCACUGCAGCAGGUGCCCGGCAUGACGCCGCACUCGUGGCAGCUGGCCGUGGUGCUCACACACUUCAGCAGCUCGUUUUUGUGGGCGGCGCAAAUGUACCUGACCGGCCACGUCGGCCUGUUUGUGCCCUGGUGCUGGGAGAUCACAUCAGACCUGCGCACGAGGCGACUGGCCGCCGCGCAUAUCAUCCUGAACGGCGGCCUGGCGCUCUGGGGUCUGUUCUGGCCCGAUUCCGGCAGUGACGUGUUCCACUCCAGUACGUACGCGCUGCUGUAUUUCUCACUCAACUCAGGUAUGUAUGUGUUCUACUACAUGAUCAUGAAACUGGUCGUCUGCCGGGAGCGGCCGCCUGGUCUCUCGGUGUUCAAUAUCCUAGUAGGCAUCGCCAGCGCAGUGCCAGCGCUAUACUUCUUCGUCAUUCGUAAAUCCUACAACACCAACGAGUCGCCGGCACUGUCGCGCACCGUCAACCACCCCUGUGUCAUGUUUGACUUCUACGACGGCCACGACAUCUGGCACUUUCUGUCAGCGUCAGCGCUCUUCUUUCUGAUGCUGGGAGUGCUGACACUGGACGACGAUCUUCUGGCUACCCCGAGAGACAGGAUUCCGGUGUUUUGAGCUCAGAGUGGCUCAGAGUGAGACACUUCGAGUGGCUGAUUAUUGUGCUUGUCUCUAAUAAGCUCUUCUUCUUGAUCCCCGACGACGCACUGUGAUUUAUCACUUCGAUCCACCUGUUACAUGUCUUACUGUCAUGUUGUGCGAUUAUGCUUUCAGAGGUAAUCAGCUAAUAUAAAUAUGUAGCAAAAUAAA
Amphibalanus amphitrite is the source of this 3630-nucleotide messenger RNA. RefSeq lists its product as uncharacterized. The record is from RefSeq and is a predicted model, not a curated record. The coding region runs from base 352 to 3438 and encodes 1028 amino acids. Gene Ontology annotation, cellular component: membrane. NCBI's taxonomy places the organism in Eukaryota, Metazoa, Arthropoda, Thecostraca, Balanomorpha, Balanidae. The transcript has a single exon.